Molecule: messenger RNA, 192 nt
Organism: Metarhizium robertsii ARSEF 23
Lineage: Eukaryota; Fungi; Ascomycota; Sordariomycetes; Hypocreales; Clavicipitaceae
Product: transposase-like protein
Exons: 2
Coding region: 1-192 (63 amino acids)
Source: RefSeq, a predicted model, not a curated record
AUGCAACAGGUCAUACUCAGCUCUCUGGAAGACCAGACAUGGGACGGUAUCGAGGAGGAGCGGAGCCAAGCUCUGCAGAAGAUUGAACGGCAGAAGCGUCUUAUCAAGAAGCUGGGUCGAGAGGCACAGGAACACACCGAUGACAAGACUGCAGAACUCCAAACUCAUAACAUCACUCUCAUUACAGCCUAA